AUGCAUGUAUAUUUAUUUAUUCUAAUCAUAGCACUUCAAGUACUUGUAAUAGAAGCAGACCAUGAAUCUCCAGCGGCAGAUACGCUGUUUGCAUUGAUGGACAACAAUGAAGACGAUUUUCACCUUCUUGGGUCGAAUAUAGUACAAGUUGACUCGUUAGAAGCGAUAAAUUACAAAGAUUUACGCUAUAAUACCGAUAGAAUAUACAAGCUUAAAAACACGCCAUCAUUAAUCAUACACAAGUCGAAAUUACGACUACAAAAUUUGCAUAAAAUUGGUAAGAAACAUAUACCAGACUGGAUCCAUGUUGGAACCAAUGGCAAAAGUUCAAGGCUGGAGCUUCAUUUCCCAAUUUCAAAAUGUCUAAAUCAGCAGUUUGGGGAUGGAGGAAGUAUAGAUGUGCAAAACACCGUUCUUGCAACAAUGAUAAACACAUUUGAGCUUACGCUAAGUUUAAAUGUAAUUUUCUAUAGUGAAAGAGUGACGCAAGGUUGGGAGUUGACCAAUUCAAUAACAAUGAGAAAUUUGUAUACUUGUACUGUUCCUGAUGGAAUGAUUGGACAGAUUUGGGCAAGAACUGAUGUUAUUGAAGCAAACGUCGACUUGAGCUUAAUUGAAAUUGAAAAUGUUCCCAAACUGAAGAAUAAAAGAAUAAAGUUGAAACUUUGGAAAAAUGUGGGAAAAGUCAAGAUGUUCUUAGGAGGCGGUGGUUCCGGAUCGGUCAAUGGGGCUCAAAAGAGGCCAAUAAUUUCUUGUGUUACUGAUGCAAGAUUGAUAGACUGUCUGGGUAAAAAAUUAAAGACAGGCGGGUUGAUGGUAAUUUAG
Molecule: messenger RNA, 825 nt
Organism: Lodderomyces oxycetoniae
Lineage: Eukaryota; Fungi; Ascomycota; Pichiomycetes; Serinales; Debaryomycetaceae
Exons: 1
Coding region: 1-825 (274 amino acids)
Source: RefSeq, a predicted model, not a curated record